Molecule: messenger RNA, 711 nt
Organism: Carlito syrichta (Philippine tarsier)
Lineage: Eukaryota; Metazoa; Chordata; Mammalia; Primates; Tarsiidae
Gene: LAGE3
Product: L antigen family member 3
Exons: 4
Coding region: 1-552 (183 amino acids)
Cellular component (GO): EKC/KEOPS complex
Source: RefSeq, a predicted model, not a curated record
AUGUCGUGCUAUACCUCUGGGGGACAUUGGGCCUGGGGAGGAGACCCGGCAGGAAUCGGCCACGCGCCCGAGGGGCUUCACGGGAGGUUUCCAGGGCCGCAGAAGCAGAAGCGGAGCGGGUGCUCUCAGAAGCGGAGCUUCGUGAGGGAGCGCUCACAGGGCACGGCGGCAGACCCGGCCGGUGAGGCUCUCCAUGUCGCGGGAGCACCGCACGCCCCAGGUCCCGGCACAGAUACCGCGCCUGCAGCCGGAAGGCCAGGAAUCCGACCACACACGUUCACCCUCAGCGUGCCUUUCCCGACCCCUUUGGAGGCGGAAGUCGCCCUUGGUUCCCUGGCUCCAGAUGCUGAGCCCCACCAAAGGGUGGUUGGAAAGGAUCUUACAGUGAGCGGCAGUGUCCUAGCUGUCCACUGGAAAGCUGAAGACUGUCGCCUGCUCCGAAUCUCCAUCAUCAACUUUCUUGACCAGCUUUCCCUGGUGGUGCGGACUAUGCAGCGCUUUGGGCCCCCGUUUCCCACUGAACCUGGGCUGGAAAAAGGGGCUGACGUGUAAUCUGGUGGCUCCUCCUAGGCAGUGAGUCCCACAGUAAUUACUUUAGUGUGGGGGCCUCAUAGUUUUCGUGGACUGGCCCCUGGACUCUCAGGAUCCACUUGUACUUAAAUGUACUUAAAUGUUUGUUGCCACAAAAAAUAAACUGAGCUAUGACUCCCA